AUGAGGGAGUUUUUCUUCUGCCAUAGGAAGGUGCCGCCGAUGCCGCCGGAGGCGAGGCACAAUCGGAGGGCGGAGGAGCCGCUCAUCCGCUGGAUGCACAUGGACAUCAGAGACACGGAUACCCUCAGGGACACGCGCCUGGACAUGAGUAGCACGGGCAUCGCGUCCGCUGGGUGCGCGUGGACGUCCAACGGCAGGUGGCUGCUGGGGCUGGCGAUCAAGUACGGGCUCCACCCGCUGGCUGUCGAGGACGUGCUCGACCGGAGCCCGACCAAGUUCGACCGCUUCGGGCAGCACUUCUUCAUAACCCUGGAGAAGCUCUUCCUCGCCUCUGCCGACCAGAAGGGGAGCCAGCUCCGGGGCAAGCCCGUCGCCCUCGGCGCCUCGCACCUGGCGAUCUUCUGCGCCGGGCCGCCGCACUAC
This is a messenger RNA of Prorocentrum cordatum, 423 nucleotides long. Lineage: Eukaryota; Dinophyceae; Prorocentrales; Prorocentraceae. The record is from the annotation of a GenBank genome assembly.